Molecule: messenger RNA, 699 nt
Organism: Fonsecaea nubica
Lineage: Eukaryota; Fungi; Ascomycota; Eurotiomycetes; Chaetothyriales; Herpotrichiellaceae
Exons: 1
Coding region: 1-699 (232 amino acids)
Source: RefSeq, a predicted model, not a curated record
AUGUCAGCAGCGGUCCUCUCAAUGUCCAUUGCACCUGUCAUCGUCUCAAGCACGACGGGAACCACGAUGCAGGCCCUCGAUAAUCUGGCGGGUCAAUCCUCCGGCAUGGCCGCCAUGAUGGCAGCGCACUCCGACCAGAAGACCGCAAGCAAGAAGAGGCAUUGGUGGUCGCGAUUCCGACGGGGCAGACCGUGCCGCGAGAUGAAGACGCUGGACACGGCGCACCCGAGCCGCAGCUCAAGCUGUGAUCCGAAACCACUCGACGACGACAUGUUCCCCAGGAGGAUUCACACCAACACUUCUUCUCAAUCCGCGCCUUCGCUGCGCAUGCACCGGACCCGGGACAGCUUCGGCGACGAGGAUGAUACCAUGACGAAGCCGCCCGUCGAGAUCACCAUCACCGGUCCGGACUCGACUCUGGCUUCGAGAAUCGAGUCUUCCUCGCGAGACAGCUGCAGCAGCGUCACCUCGGACAUCUCGCGCAGCAGCACAACCGACAGUGUCUGCUCGAGCAUGUCGUCGAUAUUCGAGAGCAGAGUCCGCACCUCUUCUGGGCGAGGGAAACGGCAAGAAGCUCUGGGCACCAAGGCCAUGACGAAGGAACAGAGCAGGUUGGCAAAGUAUCGCGCACGACAGGAUCUCUAUCAAGAUCGCUCGCUCGAUACCCUGCUGUUGGCCAACGCUUUCAUCGUCAUGUAA